Entrophospora sp. SA101 is the source of this 1071-nucleotide messenger RNA. Lineage: Eukaryota; Fungi; Glomeromycota; Glomeromycetes; Entrophosporales; Entrophosporaceae. The record is from the annotation of a GenBank genome assembly.
AUGCUGACAAAAGUAAUAAUCACUUUUUUAGAACCAAUUAAUAAAGUCUAUAGCUUUAUUGAACCUGAUACACUUGAACUUGGCAGGCGUCAAGGAUUUGUUGAUGAUAAAGCUCUUAAUGAAGUACAUGUGAAAUUUGAAGUUAAGAAUGGUCGAGUUUAUGCUACAUUGUUUGGAUCAAAUAUAAUGAUGCGUGGAUCUGAAAAGAUAUAUAAACACAAUAAAAUAGAAAUUUAUCAUGAUGACAUGUUAACUUUGAUGCAGGAAAAAUAUCCAUUUGUUGUAUCUAUUCUUCAAUUAGAAGAUCAACAUAAUGAUUCAUUAGACAGUUACAAUUAUGAAUUUGGUUCAUCCUUGUCAUCAGCUGGUCCAGCAACAUUGCUAGGAAAUCUUAAUUUAGGUUCUGGUACAGCUACAUUAUUACAAAAUCUUAAUUUAGGAGCUGUUGAUAAUAGUAAUUCUUAUGAUAGUGGUGAUGGUAACGGCAUUAGUGAUAACGGUGCAAUAAUACCAUUGGACGUUCCAUCAUUUUUAGUUGGAAGUGAUCAAGAUUCGUUAAUUACAGAUAAUACAAAAGAUUCAAAUAGCUCUUCUCUACAAACUGAUGAUGUUAAUUCUCAAUUAUCAUCUCAUUCGUUCAUAGAACAUCCUGCAUCAUCAUCGCAAGGAUCUUUUAGGCCACAACCUUUUUCUACUAAUAGCGUUAAUGUAAUGAAAGAAAUAAUAGAAGGAGAAGGUGGGGACGAUAAUGAAUACGAUGGAAAUACUAGUGAAGAAGAAAUAUCGAAUAAAAGGAAAAGAAAAAGGUUUACUGAUCAUGAUUUUGGUAGUGAAGAAGAAGAAGAGUUUUAUAUUUCAGAUGAAUCAUCUAAUCUAGGUAGUUCCUGCGAAUCUUCUUUUUCUUCUUCACCACAUGAGAAUGAGGGUGAUGAUAAACAAAAAAAGAAAAUAAUUAAAGUGAAAAAAAAGAUCGAAGAAAGUAAAAUUGGGGAGGAAACAACAGCAUUUAAUUCACCAAAACAUAAGAUAAUGGUGGAUGACGAAAUUGUUAAUGAUGUUGAAAGAGCAUAG